This is a messenger RNA of Pimephales promelas (fathead minnow), 4248 nucleotides long. RefSeq names its product amyloid beta precursor like protein 2 (gene aplp2). Gene Ontology annotation, biological process: axonogenesis; central nervous system development. Gene Ontology annotation, molecular function: serine-type endopeptidase inhibitor activity; transition metal ion binding; heparin binding. Lineage: Eukaryota; Metazoa; Chordata; Actinopteri; Cypriniformes; Leuciscidae. The record is from RefSeq and is a predicted model, not a curated record. Gene Ontology annotation, cellular component: membrane.
GGAGACAUUCCACACGCGCUGAGAGCGAGCUCAACGGCACAGUGGGAAAACACAGGAGAGAGACGCACACACAACAACCACUCGAGGACCGUUGGCUUAGCUGUUUUCCUUUUUAACGGCGUCUUAUAGAUAUCCACCGCGGGAUAAUUUCAACACAAAUCUCAGCAGAGACUAACCGUGAAGAUGGGUUCAGUCCCGGUAUUAUCUGUGCUCAUUCUGGCCAUCGCUGUUCCGAGUCUAGCCGGAUACAUUGAGGCACUGGCAGCUAAUGCAGGCACGGGAUUUGCGGUUGCAGAGCCGCAGGUCGCCAUGUUUUGUGGCAAACUCAACAUGCACAUUAACAUCCAGACUGGCCGCUGGGAACCGGACCCUUCUGGAUCCAAAACCUGCGUCGGAACCAAAGAAGGAGUGCUGAAAUACUGUCAGGAGAUGUACCCUGAGCUGCAAAUCACAAAUGUGGUGGAAGCCAACCAGCCAGUCAAGAUCGAGAACUGGUGCAAGAAGGACAAGAAACAGUGUAAGGGACACGCUCACAUCGUGGUCCCCUACAAGUGCUUGGUUGGGGAAUUCGUGAGUGAUGUCCUCCUGGUGCCAGAGAAAUGUAAAUUCUUCCACAAGGAGCGUAUGGACAUGUGCGUGAGUCAUCAGCAAUGGCACGGUGUGGCCAAAGAGGCCUGUUCUAAGGGAAGCAUGGUCCUGCACAGCUACGGCAUGCUGCUUCCCUGUGGCAUCGAUAAGUUCCACGGCACUGAAUACGUCUGCUGCCCGUCUACUCGUCCCGAGGAGCCCGUACCUCCUGCUUCACCCUCAAAAGAGCUUGAUGACGAGGAUGAAGAUGAUGAGAAUGAGGAGGUGGAGGAGCCUGUCAUUGAGGAUGAGGAUGAAGAGGAUGAAGAUGAUGAAGCAGUAGAGGAGAGCGAGCCUGUUGCCAACGAGCCGCCCACUCAGGAGGACACGGCUGAAGAAGAGGAAGAGCAGGAGGAUGACGGAGAUGAGGAGGACUACCACUACGUGUACGAGGAUGAAGAGGAGGACCGAGACAGUGAAGAAAAGGAUGAGAAGAAAGAGAAAGCUGUCGUCCCAGAGAGCCAGGAAAAUGACAAAACUCUGCAGGAAGUGGAAGCUGUGUGUUCUCUGGAGGCGGAGACCGGCCCCUGCCGUGCCUCUAAGCCUCGCUGGCACUUCGACAUACAGCAGAGGAAGUGUGUGCGCUUCAUCUACGGAGGCUGUGCCGGCAACCGCAACAAUUUCGACUCGGAGGAGUACUGCAUGGCCGUGUGCAAACGUUUGAUGCCGCCCACUCCUCAACCCACAGAUGAUGUGGAUGUGUACUUCGAGACCCCAGCAGAUGAUAAAGAGCACAGCCGUUUCCAGAAGGCCAAGGAGCAACUCGAGAUCAGACACCGCAACCGCAUGGAGAGGGUGAGGAAGGAGUGGGAGGAGGCCGAGAGCCAGGCCAGGAACCUGCCCAAAGCCGAGAGACAGACACUGAUCCAGCACUUCCAGGCUAUGGUGGAGUCCCUGGAGGAGGAGGCAGCCAGUGAGAAACAGCAGCUGGUGGAGACUCACCUUGCCCGGGUAGAGGCGAUGCUGAACGAUCGGCGCCGUCUUGCGCUGGAGAACUACCUAGCCGCUCUGCAGGCUGAUCCACCCAGGCCCCACCGUAUCCUCCAGGCUCUGAAGAGGUACAUGCGUGCCGAGAAUAAAGAUCGCCAGCACACCAUCCGCCAUUACCAGCACGUCCUGGCCGUGGACCCUGAGAAGGCCGCCCAGAUGAAGUCCCAAGUGAUGACCCACCUGCGGGUGAUUGAGGAGAGGAUGAACCAGAGCCUGUCUCUGCUCUACAAGGUGCCGUACGUCGCAGAGGAGAUCCAGGAUGAGAUUGAUGAACUUCUACAGGAUCAGAAGGCAGAUAUGGACCAGUUCCUGUCCUCCAUCUCUGAGUCUCAGCCUGAUGUCACUGUAUCCUCUGAGGAGAGCAUGGAGGUUCCUGCCUUUGAAGGAAAGCCCUUCCGCCCCUUCCAGGUCAACUCUCUGGGCUCACCCGCUGAACCCGAGGGCGAUCUCUCUGAACCACCUCGUGCCUUCAAGAAAGGCUCUGGCAUGAACAGUCUGGAUGGUCUGAUUGGAGCGGAGGAAAAAGUCAUCAACAGCAAGAGCAAGAUCAACGAAAAUGUGGUGAUUGAUGAGACUCUGGAUGUUAAAGAAGUGAUUUUGAAGGGUGUUGAUCCUCUGUUCAGUCGUGGAUCAGAGAAGGAGACGUUCCGCCCCCUGGUGGAUGACUUCAGCUUUGGAAGCAGCGCUCUGAUUGGCCUGCUGGUGAUUGCGGUGGCCAUAGCGACGGUGAUUGUGAUCAGUCUGGUGCUGCUGAGGAAGAGGCAGUACGGCACCAUCAGUCACGGCAUUGUGGAGGUUGACCCUAUGCUAUCUCCAGAAGAACGUCACCUGAGCAAGAUGCAGAACCAUGGCUAUGAAAACCCCACCUACAAAUAUCUGGAGCAGAUGCAGAUUUAGCCAUUAAGGGGGCUGUGGAGCUAGAGAGGGGUGAACAUACUACUGACCAAUAUAAAACUGCUCUCAAAUCAUUUCAUGCAUUUGAAAUGCAUAUUCUGGUUCAUUUAAAAAAAACAACAGUUUAUUAAUACUACUACUUCUAAUACUGCUACUGUUGUACCAUGGAGCGCAAUUUUAUGCUCUUGUAACUUUGUUUUUUUUUCUUUCAAAGGCAAUUUAUCAGUGGUUUUAAAUCAGGAGAACGUGAUUCCGCAAAUUUAGCAUGGAAUUGAUUUUCCGUAAAUAAAAUUGGAGAGUAUUAUAAUGUUGUUUUAAAUGUUAAUUUUAUAAAGAUCUAGCCUAUAGUGGUACAGCAAAGCCGAAACAAUCAAUAUAAAGACACAGCAGUUUGUCUACACCAUCGCUGGCCGCCGGAUAUACUUCUUUUAAAUAGAUUGCUUGUAUAUGAAGGUUAUUUGUAACAACUUAAAUGUAUAGUGAAUCAGAAAAUAUGAGAAGAAAUCAUUCAAUCGUUUACUUUGUAAUUAUUAAAAACACAUGGUAUACAUAAACAGAAAAAAAAAAAAAAGUAGAUGGUAAAUUUAUUCAUAUUUUUUCUCCCAGAGCUUAAAUCUUGGCUGGGUUACAGGUUUAAACUUUGAGAUUAAAGGACUGAUAGCGCGGUCCAAACAUCUGAUACCAUCACCUGUGUAAGAUACGAUGAAUGGUUCAAACAGAAUGGCGUGACAGCCUGCCAGAUAUUUUGGCUGAUUGUGAAUGUAGAGGUGCCCGAUUUCAAUAACAUUACCAUGUCUUUUGUUUUUUAUCUCUUGGUUAUGGUGUCAUAUACUUGGACCAUUAAACAGUACGGCCCCUGCAGAUGCUCAUUGCUCAUUGGUUUGAAGCACAGAGGGCCACAAGGUUCGGGGCCUCCAGUCUCCCUUAUCACACUAAAAUGUCUGUUUACUCGGAUUCUACUAGAAGAAAUGGUCCUGGCGUCACAUCCACACACUCCAACACUCCCCUUUUAUCGAGUAAAUCUGGCCAGAUAAAAUGUUGCAUUCAGCUCAUGUUAAUCACAAUUAUACUGCAUUUUCAUUUCAUAGCUGCCAAAUGAGAACUGACAUGGGGAGUUUUAUCAUGUGGCAAACCUUUGCACACAUUGCUUAAAUCAAAGAGAGCGUAGAUCCGUCACCGGAGUCGUCUGUAAUUGUAAUAUGAUGUGUAUUGUUUAUAGCAUUUGACCCACAAGGACGUAAAGCGCAAAAAUGCACUAAAAUUAACCAGCUGGAGGCCAAGGCAGGUGAAAGAAAUGUUUUGCAUGUCCACUAAUAUGGAAGGCAAGGAAAAAAUUGAAUCAAUUUUGGUUUUCUCUCUCUUCCCCCCUUCUUAGCAAUGUCUUUGUAUGCCUGUAUAGUUGAUGUUGCAAUCAUGGCUUUUAUCAAGGACAUCCUGUGGUGUGCAUUGUUCUUAUGAGAUGUUAUGAUAUAUUUUUUAGUUUAUUCCGUUCUUUUGUUUUCUAUUCUUUUCCCUCUUCCUGUGACAGUAUUUCUGUAUGUGACUUUCACUAUGCACCUAAAUGGUUCCAAUCUUGGACCUUGUCAUUGCCUGCUUGAUUGUGGAAAUGGUCGUAGGGGUGAGGGGAAAAUAAUACAAAGUUCAUAUAUUAGAAGUAAAAUAUGAUUGAAACCAGUGGAAAUAUGGCUUGUAUCUUGGUUACAGGUGGGAAACAUCAAUAAAUUCACUACUUCCAUU